Molecule: messenger RNA, 576 nt
Organism: Formica exsecta
Lineage: Eukaryota; Metazoa; Arthropoda; Insecta; Hymenoptera; Formicidae
Exons: 3
Coding region: 13-576 (187 amino acids)
Source: RefSeq, a predicted model, not a curated record
AAAAUGCUGUAAAUGAUGAUGUUGAGAUUGAAUAUGGGAAAAUGGGAACUUGAUUUUGACGAUCCGUCGGAACCGCAUGAUGUACAAUUUGUGGACGUGUAUGAUAUUGAUGCUGAAGAAGAUAAUUAUGAAGACAAAGUUUGUAUUGUGGAUAACGAAGGUGGAAAUGUAAACUUAAAUUACAAAAGAAAAGCAGUUGAAUUUUGGAACAGUGGAAAAAAAGGACAUUUAGCUAUUACUGCUGUACAGAAUCGUUUUAGAAAGGUAAAAUCUGUUUCGCAAUUGCAUAGAUGGGAAGAAAAUGUAAUGCGCGGAGGGUCAAACAGGGACAAACUUGUAUUUAUUGCCGAGUAUGUACUAUCGCAAUUCCAAGAAGCUAUUGAUAGAGGACCUAUCAUUCACGACAUAGAUUUGCGAAAAUGGGCAUUACAAGCAAAGGAGCAAAUAGACUUUCCUUCAUUUAGAGCAGGAAAUUGGUUCCUUAGAGUUGAAUAUUUCAUUCAUCUUUCCAGUCUGCAGUUCGCAAACGGUGCGUUUCCGGACAUGAGUUCCUUAUUAAAAGUCGAUCUACUUUGA